AUGAGCACGCACCACGGUCCACAGUGGCUACCGGGGGCAGCAGCGUCGGGGCCUUUGACAGCCCUCAGGAAGCUGGACCCGGCAACCCCACAAGAUGGCGCCGCAGGCCAGAUGAGAGGCAGGGCGGAAGUGGUGAAGGGAAGCUGUGCUCUUCCUGGUCCUCGUUGGGAGGAAGUGGGGAAACACCAGAGGCGGCUACGCUGGGCUCUCUUUAACAGGCGAGCUACCACCGAGGCGGUCCGGGUGGGUGCAGGAAUGACGGUGCCCCUGCUCUGGCUGCGGCCCAGGCCUCCCGCCUUGCUGGGCCGCGGCGGGACGGCUGACGUGGGAGCGAAAGAGGACACUGAGCCGUGGUAUUCUAAGCAAGUUUUUGCAAGAUACUGGAAGCACUAUGACUUAGCCAUGCGCUGGAUGCAUAGACACCAGAAAGCCUACAGGAAAGCCAUGGAGUCCUUGUAUCACCUACCAUGGCAUCCUUAUGCAACCUCUCCAAAUAGCCACUACUCAGAUUGGGAUGGGAAUGAUCUCCCACAUACCCAAAACUAUUUUUCCUGCUAUAGACCAAUUGGUAGAGCUCCAUACUAUGGAGGAGCUCAGCAGUAUACAGGUGGUCACCAAGGGAGGGAGGAUGCUGACAGGGACUCCGAAAGAGAGGGUGACUCUGAGUCUGAAGAGGAGAUAGAAUAUGACUUGAGUAACAUGGAGAUCACGGAGGAGCUUCGGCAGUUUUUUGCACAGACAGAGAGGCACCGGGAAGAACUGCGGAGACAGCAGCAGCUAGAAGCUGAGCUCCAGUACGUGGAGGCUGAUCAAGACCUUCACAAAAGGACAGAGCGUUCUGUGCAGCCACCUUCAGAAAGACCUGGGGAGAGGCGAAUGGCUGAAAUGAAAAGACUGUAUGGUGCUGAAGCUGCAAAAAUCCAGGCAAUGGAAGCUGCCAUGCAGCUUAUCUUUGACAGAAACUGUGACAAAAAACAGCCCAAAUACUGGCCCAUUAUUCCCCUUAAGCUCCCUCUUAGCCAGCUGGCAUCCUGUUUUCUACUUUUCCAGUGGGCAUUGCUUCAGCUCAGAGUGAUCCUUUGGAGGGGGGGCAGUAGCCUAUGGUGA
This is a messenger RNA of Indicator indicator, 1107 nucleotides long. RefSeq names its product gem nuclear organelle associated protein 8 (gene GEMIN8). The coding region runs from base 1 to 1107 and encodes 368 amino acids. The record is from RefSeq and is a predicted model, not a curated record. The transcript has 4 exons. Gene Ontology annotation, cellular component: SMN complex. NCBI's taxonomy places the organism in Eukaryota, Metazoa, Chordata, Aves, Piciformes, Indicatoridae. Gene Ontology annotation, biological process: spliceosomal snRNP assembly.